AUGGUUGACGAGUCAAAUAACCUAAAUUAUGAAGAAUGGUCAAAUUACGGUGCAACACUUUUAGUAGAAGGCGACGUUAUUCCUGUUGAAAAUGCUCAUACUAAAGGGUCAAAUUGGACUGCUUAUGUAAAUGUCGUGUGCUUGCUUGCGGGAUCUGGUACACUUGGAAUUACGUAUGCAAUUAAACAAGGAGGAUGGAUUUCGGUGAUCAUUUUAAUGAUUUCGGCAAUUAUGUCGACAUAUUCGAAUAUAAAAUUAAUUGAAUGCUUAUAUUAUGAUCGAAAAACUCGUAAAACCUCAAUGUCAGAAAUAGCCUAUAACGCAUUUGGAAAUGUUGGGAUGGAAAAUUGGGUUUAUAUUUGGGGUAUAAUUAUGUUUGUACCUUUUAUUCUAUUAAAAACAAUGAAAGAAGCUGCAUGGUUAAGUUUCAGUUAUGGUGGAAAUGUAGUUUAUCCUCACGUAGAAGCAAGCAUGAAAAAUCCUCAAGCUUGGCCAAAAGUAAUAAGUCUUGCUACAUUUACAGUUACAAUAAUGUACUUUCUAAUUGGAAUUCCAUCUUACUUAACAUAUGGACAAAAUUCCCUUUCACCUAUUUAUUUUAAUCUUCCAAUUGGUUUUUCUGUAACAAUUUCCAUAAUAAUGAUUACUGCUCAUGUAUUAUUAGCUUUACCAAUUUAUCAAACUGCUUUUGCUAUAGAAUUGGAAAAUUACCUUGGUAUUACUGUAGAAAAUCUAGGAAAAUCCCGUGAAUUAAUCUGGAGAAUAAUAAUUCGUACAAUUAUUACGAUAUCUAUGAUUUAUUGUGCGAUUAAUUUACCUUAUUUUUCUGAUUUUAUGGCGUUACUAGGUGCAAUGGGUAAUGGAGUUUUAUUAAAUUUUAUGCCAAUAGUUGUUUGGUUAAAAUUAUUUGGUUGGAAUCAAUUGAAUGGAUGGAAAGAAAAAUUUUGGAUAAUCUUUAUUUUGGUAUUUUCUUUCUUGGGUGCUGUGAUUGGUACUUGGGAUGCUUUAAAAGCUUUAUGGUUAGAUAUUAAUCAUCAAUAG
Molecule: messenger RNA, 1041 nt
Organism: Diversispora eburnea
Lineage: Eukaryota; Fungi; Glomeromycota; Glomeromycetes; Diversisporales; Diversisporaceae
Source: the annotation of a GenBank genome assembly